Cyclocybe aegerita is the source of this 1443-nucleotide messenger RNA. The record is from the annotation of a GenBank genome assembly. NCBI's taxonomy places the organism in Eukaryota, Fungi, Basidiomycota, Agaricomycetes, Agaricales, Hemipholiotaceae.
AUGUCUGACUACACCCCUAUCGCGGAGAUCCCCAAGAUCGUCGCCUCCCUCCGCACAACCUUCCGCUCGGGCCACACCAAGCCCCUCGCCUUCCGCCGCCACCAACUGCACCAGCUCGCGCGCCUCGCCCAAGAAAACGCCGACGCCCUCGCCACCGCCAUCCACCUCGACCUCGGCCGGCCAAAGCAGGAGAGCAUCAUGGCCGAGGUCGGCGCGAUCGUCGAGCGGUCCCUCAUCUGCGCGGAGAAGGUGGGAGAGUGGGUGCAGACGGAGGAUCUGGAGGGGAAGGUGGAGGUGUGGCAGAGGGGGUGGAGGCCGCGGGUUGUGAAGGAGGCGAAGGGGGUCGUGUUGAUCAUUGCCCCGUGGAACUACCCCCUCAUCCUCGCCCUCCAACCCCUCUACGGCGCGAUCGCCGCUGGGUGCUGCGCCGUCAUCAAGCCCUCCGAGAUCUCCGCCCACUUCUCAUCCUUGCUCGCCACGCUCCUCCCGCAGUACCUCGAUACGUCGGCGUAUAAGGUCGUACUGGGCGGUGUGGAGGAGACGACGGAGCUGCUCCAGGUCAAGUUCGACCACAUAUUCUACACCGGCAACGCCCGCGUCGCCCGCCUCAUCUCCCUCGCCGCCUCCCACUUCCUCACGCCCCUCACCCUCGAACUCGGCGGCAAAUCCCCCGUCCUCCUCCUCCCCCCGCUCUCCCCGUCCUCCCUCUCCCUCGCCGCCAAGCGCAUCAUAUGGGGCAAAACGCAGAACGCCGGGCAGAUCUGCGUAGCCCCCGACUACGUCCUCGUCGACCCGUCCCUCCGCUCCUCCUUCAUCGCCGAGAUCCGCACGCACCUCCAGGCGUUCUUCCCCGAGGAGGGAGGUGCGUUGAAGAGUAAAGACUACGGCCGGAUCGUGUCAGAGUCGCAUUUUGGAAGGCUGACGGCGAUGCUGGAGCGCACGCGGGGCCGGGUGGUGCUUGGCGGCCGGUGGGAUGUGCAGAGCAGGGGGAUUGAGCCGACGGUGGUGGUGGAUGUACCUGAGGGCGAUGUGUUGUUGGAGGAUGAGCUGUUUGGGCCGGUGUUGCCGGUUGUGGAGGUGGAGGGGGUGGAGGGGGCGUUGAGGUAUUUGGAGGAUAGGGAACACCCGUUGGUGAUAUAUGCGUUCACGGAUGGGGAGGAGGUGAAGAAGAGGCUCGAAUCCCACACAACAUCCGGAACCCUCGUCUUCGGCGACACAUUCGCCCAAGUCGCCAUCAACGAGCUGCCGUUCGGCGGGGUGGGCGAGUCGGGCUACGGCCGGCAGGUCUUGAAGUACAGUUUUGAUAAUUUUGUUUAUGAGCGGGGGGUGGUGGAUGUUCCUUUUGGCGACGAACCCGUCCUCGCGAUGCGCUACCCGCCCUAUACCGCAGAGUCGUUGGAAUUUUUCUCGGCGCCGCUCAAGGUCGACAUUCCACGCGACUGA